This is a messenger RNA of Cydia pomonella (codling moth), 2541 nucleotides long. Its product is annotated as acylcarnitine hydrolase-like. The record is from RefSeq and is a predicted model, not a curated record. Lineage: Eukaryota; Metazoa; Arthropoda; Insecta; Lepidoptera; Tortricidae. The coding region runs from base 72 to 2477 and encodes 801 amino acids. The transcript is spliced from 6 exons.
UAUAAUCUCAUAUUAUCAGUUAGCAACUGUAAUUAGUGAUAAUAACACUCUAGAAUCAGAUUUAUACAAACAUGUUGCGUUUUAUAAUAAUUUGUUUUUUAAUUACUACUGUAUUAGGGAAGAACGAAAAGAAAGUAGUGAUUUUAGACGAAGGCGGUGUGGAGGGAGAAAAAUAUUGGAACGGCGAGUUUUUUGAGUUCUAUGGAGUACCGUAUGCAAGUGUACCGAAAGGGAGAGAUCGAUUCCAAGCUCCUUUACCACCUGAACCAUGGGGUGGAGUAAUGCCCGCAAAAGUCAGGAGCACAAGAUGCUUCCAAACAUACCUUACUGGCGGAGAUGAAGAACCUAUCUUCGACGGUGAAGAGCAAUGUCUAGUUGUGAAUCUUUUAGUGCCUACAAUUGCCACGGACGAUAACCUGGUGCCAGUAGUAGUUUACAUACACAGCGGAGCAUUUUCGGGAGGAAAUGGAAACAUGGCGCAAUUUCAUUACCUAGCAAGGCAGGACGUUCUCGUCAUCAGUUUCAACUUUAGAUUAGGUGUAUUAGGAUUCGCUUGCCUUGGCAACAAACAAAUACCUGGUAAUGCUGGCUUAAAAGAUACAGUAGCUGCAUUGCGGUGGAUCAAUAAAAACAUUGCCAAGUUUGGUGGAGAUCCCAAAAAAGUGACUAUUGCAGGAUUUAGCGUUGGAGCGGCAAUGGCAGAACUCGUUGCUCUGUCGGAUACUACUGAUGGUUUAAUCGAUAAACUUAUUCUUGAAAGUGGAUCAGCGCUAUCUCCAUUUGCUAUCAACAGAGAUCCAGUUAACACAGCGAGAAACAUGGCAAUUGCAGUUGGUUAUAAAGAUACAGGCAGUCUUAGAGAUUUAACUGAGUUUUAUUUAGAAACACCGAUCAAGAAUUUAACUGCGACUGGUCAUAAUUUUUUCUUACCCAAUAGCACAUUUGGGUUUUCACCUUGUAUUGAAAAUGUUCACGAUGGUAUUGAAUCAUUCUUAACUGAACCUCCAUUAGAUAUUAUGAAAGAAGGUAAAAGUAAACAACUGGCCGUUUUGACUGGAUUUUCUAAUAUGGAAGGACUAAGCAGAUCUAUUAAAUUUGACGAGUGGAGCGAGAAAAUGAACGACAAAUUCGAUGACUUUUUACCCGCUGACUUAGUAUUGAAGAGCCAAGCUAGUGGAAUUCAUUCAGUCUCCAGCAGCGGGAAAGAGAAGACCUCCAAUAGAAGAAGGAAAACCAGCGGAGCCGAAGACGGAAGAUCUACACAGGACUGGAGCAGCCAGCGGAGCCCUACGGAGGACCGGAGCAGCCAACGGAGCCCUACGGAGGACUGGAGCAGCCAGCGGAGCCCUACGGAGGAGCGGAGCCCGAAAGGCAGUCUCCGAAGACAGAAGCCCUACGGAGGUCUGAAGCAGCCAGCAGAGCUCCCGGCUGAACUUCACAGGAAGAGCCAAGCUAGUGGAAUUCAUUCAGUCUCCAGCAGCGGGAAAGAGAAGACCUCCAAUAGAAGAAGGAAAACCAGCGGAGCCGAAGACGGAAGAUCUACACAGGACUGGAGCAGCCAGCGGAGCCCUACGGAGGACCGGAGCAGCCAACGGAGCCCUACGGAGGACUGGAGCAGCCAGCGGAGCCCUACGGAGGAGCGGAGCCCGAAAGGCAGUCUCCGAAGACAGAAGCCCUACGGAGUAUUUAACGAUAAUAAGCUAAAAGAGAGUUUCAUCAAGGAAAUAAAAGAUAAAUAUUUUAAAGGAGAAGAAGUAUCCCAUGAUACAUUACAAGGAUAUGUUGAUUACUUUUCUGAUUCGAUGUUUAAGUAUUCAAUCUUAAAAUCAGCUAAAUUACACGCAGAAAGGACAGAGAGGCCGUUGUUUUUGUAUGAAUUUUCAUACGUUGGCGAUUUGAAUGCCAAGCAUUUUUUCUGGGAUAAAAUAACAGGAGCUAGUCACAGAGAUCAGACGGCAUACAUUUUGGAUUUCUACGGUUUUACGAAUAAAAAUAGUGACCUUACCACGAGAGAUCGAAUGACUAUGAUGUGGGCUGAUUUCGUUAAAUAUGAAAACCCAACAGCAUAUGAAAGUCAAUUGAUUGAAAUCAAAUGGAAAACAUACACAAAUGAUGAUCGUAACUAUUUAAAAAUUGAUACUGAACUGGUUAUAGAUAAAAACCUUUUUGAAGAUGGAUUCAAUUUCUGGGAAAAGGUUUAUGACAAACAUUAUUGGAAUCCAAAAGCACCAGAAAUCAUUAUCGAAGAACCCAAGCCUUUAAAGAGGACUGAAGAUGAAAUAAAUGAUGAUACCGCUAUACCGAAUGCCUACAAAAGUUCUGAGAAAACGAUAGACAAAACUCUUUUACGGAAACCUGUCAAAUAUGAUCCGAAAGUUUCAGAUAAUGAACAAGAAUCAAGUACACCAAACGACGAUUCUGUACCAAACACUGAAGAACCUGUGUUAGAAACCAAGAACUCUAAAACAGAACUUUAAAUAAAUGCAUAAUUAUUUAUUGAAUAUAAUAUACUUACAUUUUAUUGCAAAAAUUGCAAAGAAU